AUGAAAUGCCAUAAUAAAGUAUGGUAUUUUUGUAGAAAAAAUAUAUUUACACUUCAAGGUAGAUGCCAACGCUGGAUUCCGGUCUUUCUUGUAAUAUUUACAAUUAUUGCAUCUUAUCUUAUAUUUAAUUUUUUGAUUUUAGAAGUUGUUACAAAAACAUAUAUUAGAAAACAAAUUGACAUUGUCUUUGUAUCAUUCUUUUUUAUUAUGUAUUUAUGGAGUUUUUUUCAAGCAGUGAUUACAAAAAAUAAAGAAAUACCAAAAAUAUAUAAAUUUUCUUCAGAAGUUAAUGAGUUAUAUCAAAUAUCAUCUACACCAAUAAAUUUUGAUGAAAUAACUACAGAACAUGUACUUCACCAUGAUUUACCAAUAUAUAAUAGACUUGGAAAUGGUGGUUUUCGGUAUUGUUAUCGAUGUAUGAUAGUUAAACCAGAUCGAACUCAUCAUUGUUCUAACUGUAAUAAAUGUAUUAUUAAGUUUGAUCAUCAUUGUCCAUGGAUUAAUAAUUGUGUUAUGUUUACAAAUUACAAAUAUUUUCUUCUAUUUCUUAUUUAUGGAACAUUACUUCAUUUAUCUUUAACUGUCAAUAACAUUGAAAGUAUUAUAGAUUUUGCUUCUAAUAAUGGAACUAUCAUAUAUAGACAUGUCCAUUCUACUAUAAUUAUAUGCUUUGUAAUUAAUUUUAUUCUUAAUUUUGGAAGUUUAGGAGCUAUUUUAAGCAUGUUACUAUGGCAUUUAACAUUAGUUGGUAGAAAUUUAACUACAAAUGAGUCAUAUAGACCACCAUUAUUUACCUAUGGAAUUGAUAAAAAAGCAUAUAAUAUUUCAUUAAAAUAUAAUUUUAGUGAAGUUUUUGGAUCUAAGAUGUUACUUUGGUUUCUUCCUAUUUGGUCAUCAAAAGGUGAUGGUAUAACUUUUAAACAAAAAGUAUACUUUACUGAUGAUAAAAGUAACGUUGAGAAGAAAAAUAAAAAAGAAGAAAAUAAUUUAACCAGUAACUCAACGAUUACCCUUGAUUCAUCAAAUAAUAUUGAUUAUAAAUGUUUAAAAGAAAAAAAAAUUGAUAACAGGAUUGAAAAUAUGGAAUGUGAUGAAACUCAAAGUACAUCGUAUAUCAGUGAAAACAUAACGAAAGUUACCUCAAACAAUAAGAAUAGGAGCACUCAGAUUUAG
This is a messenger RNA of Strongyloides ratti, 1173 nucleotides long. RefSeq names its product Zinc finger, DHHC-type, palmitoyltransferase domain-containing protein. Bases 1 to 1173 code for a protein of 390 amino acids. Gene Ontology annotation, biological process: protein targeting to membrane; peptidyl-L-cysteine S-palmitoylation. The transcript has 2 exons. The record is from RefSeq and is a predicted model, not a curated record. Gene Ontology annotation, molecular function: protein-cysteine S-palmitoyltransferase activity. NCBI's taxonomy places the organism in Eukaryota, Metazoa, Nematoda, Chromadorea, Rhabditida, Strongyloididae. Gene Ontology annotation, cellular component: Golgi apparatus; endoplasmic reticulum.